AUGUGCUUGACAAAUUCUCAAGCGUUUCGACUAGUUUUGUUUGCAAAACGGAUAUACCAGAAAUAUAACCUCAGCCAUUUCCUGCUUCUUUCAUCCUAUGUGUCUUUCAUUGUGGCAUCUGCUGCUGCCUUUUUUGUUAUCGAAUCUUUCAACUCAGAUAGAUUUCGACGUCAAUGGCAGCGAAGACUUGCUAGCGACCGCAACUCAUUUAUUGUCAAAGAUCUACUGCCUGAAAUUUUCAACAACACCAAAUUACUGCUGUAUAUCCAUGAUCAAAAAUCGCAAUAUUUAACCGCUAUCAUGAAUGAACGCCUCGAAGUUUAUGAGAAUCAACUCAAACUUCGACCACCAAUGCCAACCCUGCCAUGUACAUUUCCCAAUGCGUUGUUAUUCGUAUUCUCCACAAUCACUACAAUCGGUUACGGAUACAUCUAUCCAGUAACAGAUGCAGGACGAAUGCUCUCCAUAUUCAUAAGCCUUUUUGGGAUUCCUUUCACGAUUGUCGUCAUUAAGGAUAUGGCUUAUAUCAUUGCAAAAUUGAUGAAUUAUCCCUGCGAACUGCUAGCGAAAUUUUGGGCAGCUUUCCGAUUCUGUACGCUUAGACCCAUCAAUGAAGAUGAACUGGAGAGAAAGCUUCAUGGAGAGCAUGGUGAGAGAAAAGAUUACCGUCUACACAAUAUGGAACGAUUGCUCGCCAUACCGGUGACAGUAGCUGUGAUGGCAUUGGUUGGUUGGACAUGCAUUGGAUGUUUUAUUGUCCACUUCUAUAUCCCUAACCACGACACUUCUACCACUUUUUACUUCAUUUUCAAUUCUCUAGCCACAAUCGGCGUCGGCGAUAUCGAGCCAGGACGUCACCCACUCGUUCUUUUUCUUCUAUUCAUCUACCUGCUCAUUGGACUAUCUAUAGUUUCAUUGUUCAUAAAUCUAUUGCACACAAAAUUUAGUCGCGCAUAUUGGCUUCCUGGCCGAAUGUACAUGCCUUUGAGAACACAUCAACUCCCCGCCACCCACACGCUGGCCAGCUUUGAUAGUUACGAGGAAAUGGGUAUCAGCAGUGACUGUCCAGUAAAUCACCUCACCACCUUGGGUAUACUUCAAGCAGAUGAUAAGUGCCCUCUUCUCGGGGUUUCUCGUCGCGAAUUCGCUUAUAUUGAUGCAAAUACACAAACAGAGAAAACGAUUCCACACGGCUAUCGCCCAACUCCGGUUCUUCCUAGCCCAUCAGCAGUUGUGCUACCGUACCCUCAUACCUCUCACGAGGACGUCAAUUCGCUAAUAGUGGAGACUUACGGUGUCAAACCAGCCAGACUUAUUCUCAAUCCGGACAAAUAA
This is a messenger RNA of Necator americanus (New World hookworm), 1335 nucleotides long. RefSeq lists its product as uncharacterized. Gene Ontology annotation, biological process: potassium ion transmembrane transport; stabilization of membrane potential. Gene Ontology annotation, cellular component: plasma membrane. Lineage: Eukaryota; Metazoa; Nematoda; Chromadorea; Rhabditida; Ancylostomatidae. The record is from RefSeq and is a predicted model, not a curated record. The coding region runs from base 1 to 1335 and encodes 444 amino acids. The transcript is spliced from 10 exons. Gene Ontology annotation, molecular function: potassium ion leak channel activity; outward rectifier potassium channel activity.